This is a messenger RNA of Meyerozyma guilliermondii ATCC 6260, 990 nucleotides long. It is a transcript of the gene WSC1, whose product is annotated as Wsc1p. NCBI's taxonomy places the organism in Eukaryota, Fungi, Ascomycota, Pichiomycetes, Serinales, Debaryomycetaceae. The coding region runs from base 1 to 990 and encodes 329 amino acids. Gene Ontology annotation, cellular component: plasma membrane. The record is from RefSeq and is a predicted model, not a curated record. The transcript has a single exon.
AUGCGUUACUUAGCGUUUUUAUUGUUCAUAUCGAUGGCAACCGCCAUCGAACUCGUGGGCUGUUAUUCCAGUGUUGAUACCUCAGAUAGCCAGGGUACACAGCAGUACCAAACCAGCUCGUUAUGUGCGCUGAGCUGUCCCGAUUCGCCGUAUAUAGCUCUCAAAAACGGUGACGAGUGUUACUGUUUGAGCAAAAAACCAUCUGGUUCGAGUCUGGCGAGCGGCUGUAAUGUUGGCUGUUUUGGCUUCGGAUCUCAAAUGUGUGGUGGUUCAAGCGCCUACAGUGUCUACACCGGCAACGGCAGUGCUUCGGACGACACUUCCGAAACCGCCUCAGCUUCCGAAACCUCUUCGUCGUCUCAAACGUCGUCGUCGUCUGCAAGCUCCACCACAAGUUCAAAAUCCAAAUCUUCGUCCCCUUCCGCAUCAGCUACAUCGGAAACGGCUCAAGAAGUGACCUCUACGCGAAGCCAGGACGGCAGCGUGGUCGUCAAGACGGUGACGGCACUGGCGUCCGCUACGUCUAGUUCGUCAGCAUCCAAAUCAACGUCAUCGCCCCUGGCUUCCUCGUCGUCAGGCGCCCAGAAAAAAGAGUCUGGAGGCACCAAGGUAGGACCAAUAGUCGGUGGUGUCGUUGGCGGUGUGGCUGCGAUCGUAAUUGUGUCGCUUAUAGCCUUCUUCCUUGUUCGCAAGCGCAGACAAGACGAAGACCACGAUGAGGAAGAAUUCUACGACAAACCCGAAAUGGCUCGCGGAGGAACCAACAAACUGAAACGUAGUAAGCCUGCUUCGCCAUUGGACCGGCCUAUGUCUAAUCCAUUCACUGAUCCCUCGGAAGCCAUGGUGGCUGCGGGAGGUGGAAAACUGGGAUUAGUUGAUCCUCGUCUCAAUCCUAUGAUGAUGGGCAGAAGACGAUUAUCCGAAGGCUCAUUGGCAGAUGAGACAGAUUACUCCCGAAAAAUACUCCAGGUAGCCAACCCGGAUAAUUGA